UGAGCUAAAGCUGAAGGAGACGGAAGCCAUCAUUUCGGUUGGAUUGAAGAUGUCGCCUUCUGAUGCUGUCUUUGACAGUCCUGUGAUAGUAACGAUGCCCCACUGCGGUGCAUUCACAAAGCCAAAGGAUGCAGAAGUCUUCAUCUAUCAUCGCAAGAACGAUUCUACAGAGUUUACUGCGAUUCGUUCUACCAGUACGAGUAGCCCAAGAUGUGUUGUGAGAGAUCGUGAUCUAGAUAUCUACCUAAACCACUUCUCACGAUUUCGGAUUGCUGCUAAAUUAACACGCAUAUUUAUUGGCAAAUGUGUUAUUUGUACACCAAUCAUUCCUGUGUCACCACCUAGAAAUCCCAUGCCUGUUUUUUUGGUUAAUGUCAGGGACCAAAACGUUGCAGAAGGACAGAUUUCAAAGAUUCGAGAAGGCUAUGAGGACCCGAUUGGUGGAGUGCCUUUCUUAUUCAUGUGGAGGUCAGGGGGAUUAAAAGUUACUUGUAUGGAAAGUACCUUGAAAGACAAGGCUAAGAUUAUCCAGGAAAGGGAAUUUCGUCACCUCACAGAGCACAAAGAAACGUUCGAAGUGGAUACACAAAACAUUACCGAGGAUAAAUUCAACUUGCACAUCACCCUAGAACAGAGCACAACGAAGACGUUCGAAGUUCCAAUGUCGUUAAAAGCUACGGUGAUAUCAGAGGGAGGAGCUUGCUCUCUUUUAACGUUUCCGACAUCAUCCCCAUCGGCUGCCAUUCAUCCUGCAAAAACAACCGACUCUGCUUCUUCUUCUAAAACAAUGGAAGUGACUGGUGCAAUGCUGAAUAAAUUGGCGAGUCACAUUCCACAGUCCGCGUACAUCAGUUUAAGCUAUGAGCUUGGAAUCGAGUACAACAACGCCCAAAGCAUACUCAGAAAGAAUGUCAAUGACAUCGAGAAAGCAGCGAGGGAAUGCCUUGGAAAAUGGAAAGAUAGAAAACAUCGUCAUGUCUGUGACCUACAUGAAGUUCUGGAGGCGGCUGACAUUGGUGGUUUAAUCAAUUCCUUAACUUAAAAGAGAAGGUAUCACUGUCGGGGUAACUCCACUUCGGCCUGCUACGCAUGCCCCACCCGUGUCCAUAAAGUGUUUUGAAAAGUGGUAUCACCUCCAUUUUAAGCUACCAGACAUAGGCCCAUGGAAAAUAUCCAAACCCCCACACUUUUCGCAAGGGGGGGGGGGUGACUUUUUCAAUCGCCCGGCCCCUCCCUUUCAAGACAAAAAGAAACUUAUUAAUCAUUAAAUGCCUGGAUUUAUCUUUAAAUGCCACAGAAGUGCUUAAACUGGCCUAAUUUUGCUUUCUAAAAAUGCAAAAUUCUCUUGCUUACUCU
Molecule: messenger RNA, 1356 nt
Organism: Lytechinus variegatus (green sea urchin)
Lineage: Eukaryota; Metazoa; Echinodermata; Echinoidea; Temnopleuroida; Toxopneustidae
Exons: 6
Coding region: 50-1042 (330 amino acids)
Biological process (GO): netrin-activated signaling pathway
Cellular component (GO): membrane
Molecular function (GO): protein binding; netrin receptor activity
Source: RefSeq, a predicted model, not a curated record